Messenger RNA from Sus scrofa (pig), 2191 nucleotides. RefSeq names its product nuclear receptor subfamily 1 group H member 2 (gene NR1H2). Gene Ontology annotation, cellular component: RNA polymerase II transcription regulator complex. The record is from RefSeq and is a predicted model, not a curated record. Lineage: Eukaryota; Metazoa; Chordata; Mammalia; Artiodactyla; Suidae. Gene Ontology annotation, molecular function: RNA polymerase II cis-regulatory region sequence-specific DNA binding; zinc ion binding; nuclear receptor activity. Gene Ontology annotation, biological process: lipid metabolic process; cell differentiation; negative regulation of transcription by RNA polymerase II.
UUCCGUCAUCCUGACUCCACGCCCACUUCCGGAAGUGACGCGUGGUGGGGUUGCCGGAAGAAGUGGCGAAGUUACUUUUGAGGGGACCCUAGUCGCGGCGCCGUGCCAGCAGAUACGGAGGCGGCAGAAGAGAAGCAGAACAAGGGGACGAAAGCAGCUCGCGCCGCCGCCGGCUGUUUCCAGGGCAACAAAAGUAGGAGACCCCCACAAGAAGCCGCCCACGAGACCCUCGCGCGCAGCCAUGAGCCCCGCCCCCCACUGGUGUUCGGAGAGGGGCGGGACCUGGAGAGAGUAGGGUGAAGAGUCUGGAAGAGAUGAAGAGGGAGGUGCCCCAUUGAGACCUGUGGCUGGCGUAACCUGACCCUCUCUGGCCCCACAAGGCUCUCAGGCCCCCUGUAUUCUGCAGGCUGCUCCGUGACCCCACCAUGUCCACCCCCACCACGAGUUCCCUGGACACCCCCUUGCCUGGUGGUAAUGGUCCCCUUCAGCCCAGCACUCUGUCGUCUUCAUCCGAUGGAAAGGAGGAUGGCCCUGAGCCAUUGCCCGGAGGGGCGGACCCUGAUGUCCCGAGCACUGACGGGGCCGGCUCAGCCUCCGUUGUGGUCAUCCUAGACCCAGCAGAGGAGCCGGAGCGGAAGCGAAAGAAGGGCCCGGCUCCAAAGAUGCUGGGCGACGAGCUGUGCCAAGUGUGCGGGGACACGGCCUCCGGCUUCCACUACAACGUGCUCAGCUGUGAAGGCUGCAAGGGCUUCUUCCGGCGAAGUGUGAUCCGAGGCGGGGCCGGGCGCUAUGCCUGCCGGGGCGGUGGAACCUGCCAGAUGGAUGCCUUCAUGCGGCGCAAGUGCCAGCAGUGCCGGCUGAGAAAGUGCAAGGAGGCUGGGAUGAGGGAGCAGUGCGUCCUCUCCAAAGAGCAGAUACGGAAGAAGAAGAUUCGGAAGCAGCAGCAGCAGCAGCAGCAGCAGUCAUCACCCACAGCGCCCGGAGUCAGCAGCGGCUCGGCUUCUGGGCCGGGGGCCUCCCCUGGAGGAUCCGACGGGGGUGGCCAGGGCUCUGGGGAAGGCGAGGGCAUCCAGUUAACAGCUGCGCAGGAACUGAUGAUCCAGCAGUUGGUGGCGGCCCAGCUGCAGUGCAAUAAACGCUCCUUCUCGGACCAGCCCAAAGUCACGCCCUGGCCCCUGGGCGCAGACCCCCAGUCCCGAGAUGCUCGCCAGCAGCGUUUCGCCCACUUCACGGAGCUGGCCAUCAUCUCAGUUCAGGAGAUCGUGGACUUCGCCAAGCAGGUGCCUGGCUUCCUGCAGCUGGGUCGUGAGGACCAGAUCGCCCUCCUGAAGGCAUCCACCAUUGAGAUCAUGCUGCUGGAGACGGCCAGACGCUACAACCACGAGACAGAGUGCAUCACUUUCCUGAAAGACUUCACCUACAGCAAGGAUGACUUCCACCGCGCGGGCCUGCAGGUGGAGUUCAUCAACCCCAUCUUCGAGUUCUCGCGGGCCAUGCGGCGCCUGGGCCUGGACGACGCCGAGUACGCCCUGCUCAUCGCCAUCAACAUCUUCUCGGCCGACCGGCCCAACGUGCAGGAGCCCAGCCGGGUGGAGGCUCUGCAGCAGCCCUAUGUGGACGCGCUGCUUUCCUACACCCGCAUCAAGAGGCCGCAGGACCAGCUGCGUUUCCCGCGAAUGCUGAUGAAGCUCGUAAGCCUGCGCACGCUCAGCUCCGUGCACUCCGAGCAGGUCUUCGCCCUGCGGCUGCAGGACAAGAAGCUGCCGCCUUUGCUGUCCGAGAUCUGGGACGUCCACGAAUGAGGGGCUGCCCACCCCGCCCCCCCACCCUCCAGUGAAUGGACACCAGGGUGGGAAAGGGCGGCCUGGGCCUGGGGUCCGCCUUGUGGCUGAAGCAGCGCUCAGGAUGAGCCCCAGUCAGGGUCCAGGAGCCUCCCUUCCUACCCACCGAGUCUUCCUGAGAGGGGCAGAUAGGUCAUCGAUCGCCACCUCUGACCUCUCCCAGCGCUCCUGCUGCCCUCCUGCCCAGCUUACACCUCAAGCCUACCACGCGAUGCACCUUGAAUGGCAGGAGGGGAGGGCCUGUGGCUCCCCCACAGCACGAGAGCCCACAGGUCCCCUUCCCUCUGCUCCUUUUAUUUAAUAAAAACUAAAAAAACAAAAACAGGAAAAUAAAAUAUGAAUAGAAACAU